This is a messenger RNA of Aureobasidium musti, 1365 nucleotides long. The record is from the annotation of a GenBank genome assembly. Lineage: Eukaryota; Fungi; Ascomycota; Dothideomycetes; Dothideales; Saccotheciaceae.
AUGUCACGACUCCAAACUCAAACAGCAGACUCGGAACACUCAAUAUGGAAGCACCUCCCUGAAGAUACGUUUCGCCAACACCUGGUAGACCUUGAAAAAUGCACCAAUGCUGUGCCAAUUGAGCCGCAGACAUUUCCUCUGGAUCAUCACACCCAUAUAUCGAGGGCUGGAUAUACACUGCCAUUGACCACAGAGCAGAAGAUUGCAGAUGACUUUGCGUUCUUAGCUGCAAUCGAAGAAGGUGCUCAGAGCGUUGCAGCAGUGUGUCUAGAAGAGCAUCUUCAACCAUCUCGAAUCACGGUGCGGUUUGCAGCACUAGAUCUGUCACUGAGUGAGGAAGUCAAGGAUGCUCUUACAUCAAUAACUGGAGCCCUCAGUAAAGUCACGGAAAUUGACACAUCAGCUCGUACAGAAAAAUUGUUUUCACAAAUCGUGAACUUGCACUUCCGACGAUUACUCGCACGUCUUCGAUCUAUAAAAUGGGAAAAGCCAAAGUAUCUCGCCAAACAACAUAAGAAACCUCUAUGGCAGGACUUUGCAAACCUUUCGCAUCGGAUUCAGUUUGUUUAUACCAAGAAGGAAGCAGUCCUGAGACGCUCGGUGGAGGCACAAGUGCAUCAGCUGGCUGCAGUUUACGAAGCCUUUGAGACUGUCGAGGCAGGAUUCCAAGACGAGAUCCCAUGCCUUCACGAAUUGAUCAAAGCAAGCUAUCACUUUUGCAAGACGGAUGCUAUUGCGGACUUUGCACAACGAUUGGAAAACAGUGUUACGGCGGCGCCAACGCCAAAGGUUGCUUCUGCUAUCAAGUGCUUGCGCCAACUGGAGAAGAUUGGCGCAUACUGGAGGGUUGCGACGUCUCUUGUUGACGCAAGUUUGAAGUAUCCUGCUCUUUUCCAAACGAAUCUACAACUGGCGUUUUUGACACCGUAUGAGCCUGUUCCUACUAUGAUCGGCCACGAGUCCUGGGCAACGACAUGCCAUGUACAUGCAGAAGUCCAACUUGCCGUACACUACGAUUUGCUCUUCCACGCUACAUCAGGCUCAUCACCAGCCUUCCUACCUCCUCGUGUUAUUGGAACGUCGAAAUGGCUUUGUUAUCUCUGCUACCAGUUCCUGCGUGCUCAUGGCUCUUUUAUUCCGGUAAACACUCACGGGCGCUUGUAUGACCAGUGGACGAUACCGGAUCUGGCAGAUUAUGGAGAAGAGCUGCGUGGUCAAUAUCGCGGAAUUGUUCGCGAUAUAGAUGCAGAGGUAGUCAGGGAAACAGGGGCGACCGACCCUGGUGAAGCAGGAUCUAUAUUGAGGUGGCGUGCCGAACCGAUGACAAGUCGACAGAAUCUGUUAGGUGUAGACGGCGCAUGUUGA